Messenger RNA from Athalia rosae (coleseed sawfly), 4552 nucleotides. RefSeq names its product transient receptor potential channel pyrexia-like. The record is from RefSeq and is a predicted model, not a curated record. Lineage: Eukaryota; Metazoa; Arthropoda; Insecta; Hymenoptera; Athaliidae. Gene Ontology annotation, molecular function: monoatomic ion channel activity; aspartic-type endopeptidase activity; protein binding. Bases 650 to 4042 code for a protein of 1130 amino acids. Gene Ontology annotation, biological process: proteolysis; transmembrane transport; monoatomic ion transport. The transcript is spliced from 8 exons. Gene Ontology annotation, cellular component: membrane.
CCGUCUGUGAUCGCCUGUGCAAAAACGAGAUGCGAGUGCGUCGAUUUUCCACAUUUCAGCGGGUACGGCGUAUGCGGCGAUCGAGGGCCUCGCGUCCGUUUACUCAGCGGUGCCGCGAUUCUUCUAGAAAAAUGAAAAUUUUAAUCGCUCGCAACCAGCUGUUCGCAGCUCGAUGAGAAAAAAUACAGUGCGCUCACGUUUCGGGGAAGACGAAAACGAAAACUUCACCGAUAAAUCAACGGCACGAUAUCAGGCAACGCCGUCCUAAGUCUACUUCGAGUUAGUCACCUGAUUGGCGUUUAGCAACGUGUUGUACCUACACGUUGAGUUGGGUUUUCGGUAAAAGAAACGACGGCAAAUUUCAUUACAGAACAUUCGAUACCGAUACAAAUUUAUGAUAAUUUAUUCUCUUCUCACUUGAUUCAAGUGUACGAAAUACAUCAUCGUUUCCACUCGACAAAUAAUAUUCGACUGACUUUGCCGCCAACAUUUCGACGUUUAAGGUGAAUAUAGCGAUGUGCCGAUGUCAACGUGUCCGUAACUCAGUUGAAGAUCAGUUAUAGUCUAAGGAUGAACGUGAUGAAAAGCGGGUUCUGAAAAAAACUUCUUACUACGAGAUCCAAACAUUGUUCAGGCGUCGAAAAUCGAGAUGUCGAAGCACAGCUACCAAGCCCUACCUACAACGGACGAAAGCCCGAAAAAUUCACCGUUGCCAGUCCUCCGUCUCAGGAACAAUUUGGCUCCUCCACUGGUUCCCACCUAUCGAAAAUCUCCAUCUCCCAUGGGAUCGACGGAGUGCAUACUUUCGGGACCGACGAACUUGAAACGACGUGCCGACCGACGGCUCAUGCGUCUCAACACCGAACUUCUCCAAGCGGUUGUCGAUGGAAAUUUGGAAGAAGUUGGACGCUGCAUCGAGCACGACGCCAACGCGAACGCGACCUGCAAACCGCAGCGAAUUUCCAGUUGUCAUAUAGCGAGUUUUUUGGGACACACCGAGAUUCUCAGACUCCUUAUCAAGAAUGGAGCCGAACUCGGUAACCGAGAUGCUUCGGGGAGGACGGCGUUGCACUUGGCUGCCUGGGAGGGAAAUCCGGACUGCUUAAAACUGCUGCUCGACCACGCUUCGGAACUCGUCAAUAUCACGACAGAGGAAAUCGCAGUCAAAGACAGGAUCCCGUCGCAAUGGAUCGAUUCCUGGGAUCACGAUCACGCCUCGGUGAUCGACAUGCUUCCAGUGUUAGAAUUCGGAAGUACGCCCCUUCAUGUGGCAUGCAAACGCACGGAACUUAUCUGCGUGCAGCAUCUUCUCGCCGCUGGUGCCGAACUUGAAAAAGUUGACAGUCGGGGUCUGAGGCCGCUCGACGUCGUCGGUGAAAAUUUGAUAGAAAAUCGCGAAGAGGGAGACGUAGAAUUCAGGUACCCCGGGGUGAUCAGGGCCCUGAUCGCGGCUGGGGCACAGCACUACCUGUUUCCGGAUUAUGGUCAUCAGGGCUACACCGUGACUCCUCUUCACACGGCUGUGGAACUCGAGUCUCUCGACGCGAUAACGGUUCUAUUGAACGCUAAUUUUCCGAGAUCGGUUUGGAACGUGAACGGAGACACUCCGAUGCAUCUGUCGAUCACUAAGCGACUCAAGGAACCGUUGAAGCUGCUGGUGAACACAGCGAACAACGAGAGCCCACCGAAUUAUCUCGAUCCAAAAAAUGACGUGGGACUCACCCCCUUGCAAUUGGCUGUGAGGCAAAAUUGGGUUCCCGGUGUUAGCAUCGUUCUCGAAGCCGGCGCAGAUGUCACGGUGACCUCGAAGGACGGGUACACGGCGUUGCACCUUUCCGCCGCUAGCGGAAACCUCGAAAUGAUGCAGGAAAUAUUGAGUAUUCCUGAUUCGCACAGCAUAAUCGAAGUGAUGAACCAUCUAGGAGAGACUCCCCUAUUUUGCGCGAUUUCCGGUGGUAACGUGAACUGCGUGAAGGAAAUUCUGAACGCCGGAGGGAGCGUUAGGCACAAAUUGCACGGCGAAGUGACGGUUUUUCACCGAGCGGCCGAACACGGGCAUUCGGAGAUCCUCCAGGUUCUUCUGGACGAAGAUCCCGCGGUAACGAAACUCCUGAUCAACGCAAGGGACAAUUUAAAAAUGUCGGGGAUGACAGCGUUGCACAUGGCUGCCAACGUCGGGAACGCCGAUUGCAUCAGAACAUUGCUCAACGCCGGGGCAGACAUCAUAGAAAUAACUACGGAAAAGCCGUACAAUAGAGCGACGGCCCUUCAUUUGGCCGCUACCCAAAAUCAUCACGAAGUCGUCAGAGCGCUCCUUAGCUACGAGACUUUCAUUGUCGAUAAACAAGACAGUCACGGUUGGAUGCCACUCCACGUAGCCUGUUACCACAGCAACAGAGAGUGCAUCAGAUUAUUGCUGGACGCCGGCGCUGACCUGUCCGUCGUCACGAAGGACAUCGACAGAAAUUCGAGGUCAGCGAUGGAUUUUCUGGUUUUCAACGUGCCGAGACCCGUUGAUUUUCUCGAGACGAUUCUCGACGCAUGUAUCAGCAUUAAUGAGUACAAUAUAAACGAACCGAACUGUCUCAUCACCCUGGAUUACAGGAUACUGACACCCCGCGGGAGGGACAUGGAACAGAUGAAGGUCAUCAAUGCCCUCAUGUCCACCGGAAAUCAGUUCAAUCAAAAACGAUUGCUGAUUCAUCCUUUGAUAGAGAGUUUUCUCUACUUGAAGUGGAGGGCGUUGAGUCCUUUUUUUAUGAUCAUUUUAGGACUGUACGCCGUUUUUGUCGUGGCGACCACCCAACUGAUCACUGGAAUUUAUUACUAUAAGGAUAAGGGUGCGGAAAUCCCUCUCAUAUUGGAUAAGGAUAUCAGCAGCGGUAUCCUACUGUUCAGUCUGAUACCGAUCGCUGUUCAGGAAUUGUUGCACGCGAAGCAACGUUCUUGGAGUUACAUUAAUGAGCUGGAAUCGUGGGUGAAAUGCGGUUCCUUCGUCCUCUCUUUUCUAGUUGUCUUUGUCGAUCACAAGACCAACGAAUGGACCCGUCACGCAGCCGCCAUUGCUGUACUCCUAGCUUGGACGGAACUCAUGUUCCUGAUAUCUCGCUUUCCAGAAUGGGGCUACUACGUCCUCAUGUUCUCAAAAGUGGCCACGAACGUUAUCAAGGUAUUGUUGACCUUCGGCUUCCUGGUUAUCGGUUUCACGUUCAGUUUCCUUGUACAAUUUCGCGGCGAAGCUCCCUUCGGUUCGCCGUGGCAAAGUUUCGUCAAAACCUUGGUGAUGAUGACUUCGGAGUUCGAUUAUUCGGACCUGUUUGCCGAUCAAGAGAACAUGAUAGUGUCGGUGACUCUCGGAAGACUGGUGUUCGUGUCCUUUUUGGUCCUAGCUGCGAUCGUCCUGAUGAACUUGAUGGUCGGUUUGGCGGUAAACGACAUCACCGAUUUGGAGAUUCGCGGGAAGACUCAGCGUCUUUUCAAACAGAUCAGCUUUCUCUGCAGCCUGGACCUCCUCGUCUACAACGAGAUGAUCCUCAAAUGUUUUCCAAAAAGCUGGCGCGCCAGGGUGGAGAAGGGGAGGUUCAUCGACUCCAAACUCCUCAUCUAUCCCGGAAGACCACUUCGAACUAUUUUCAAAACGAUACCCUCUUCGAUAAAGGACGACGUCAUACAAACCGCAACCGCGCACCAAAAGAGCGACGAACCUUCUUUGACCGAAGUUGCCGAACGACUUGAUAAGAUUGAAAGAAUUCUCGAAAAGCUUAGAUCAAGAAGGGUCGAGCCAAUCGAAAUUUUCAAUCAAGAAAAUUGCAAGGAAUCACAUUUUAAGGAUCCGAUCGGUUCGAAAAAAGAUCUCGUUAACGUAGUCGAUCAAAAUUACCGACUUAAGGAGGAAUGCGAUUCGAAACGGGAGAAGGCCGCGCUGUCAACCGAGAAUGUAAUGCAAAAUUUACGCAGUUUGCAGACGCAAUUGGAAAACUUAAACAAAACUCUCCUCUCAAAGAAAUCCUCAACGCACGUCAUCGACCUGCAGGAAGUGUGAAGGGUCCCACUUUUAUUGUUAAAGCAGCGCGAAAAUCCGCAUAUUGGAUGCAUCGUAAUUAUUACCUUUUUUAGUCUUAAGUUUUGAUACAAACAUGCCGAAGUUUAUACACGUUCUGGUGGCUACAUGGUGUGAUUUAUUGCGUAUGAACUUACUUUACUUAUACUGGAGUGCAUAAACAUGAAUUAUAUCAAUUCGAAGUAAAAGCUCCGAAUCUGAAAACCAAAGUAGCGGUCCUCCGCUUCAGGCCGAUGUACUAAACUCUGAAGAAAUCCAGUGCAAUUAUCAUUUCAUACACUUACUUUAAUUAACAAUUAAGAACGGCAUGGAAUGCACAUGUAUUUUCAAGAAAUUUGACGGCUCAAGUGAUACAUUUCUUAAUUCUACUGUACAGUGGCACUGACGACAAAAUUAAAAAUUUUAACUUACUUAUUUACGUGGUAUAAACAAGAAUUUUCCGAAAAUUGGGUUACGCAAUUGGGUGUGUUAUGAUUUUCCUCGCUUUCGAAA